AUCCACAGUUCCACACUGGAUUCAAAUACCGAACCGUAGUCAGGGUGUUAAAUGGCAAUAUCUUAAACACCGUUGGAACUUGGAAGUUUUAUUUCUUCCGACCCGGGUCUUCUUAAAACUGUAGCUCGCGUCUUACGGAGCGGGCGCUGAAUUUGUCGAGAAGGCGAGGGAGUUGGGGUGUUUCGAAGGGGGACGAUAAUGCAGAAGAGGGAGCAGGGAAAGGUAGGCGGAGCGGCAGGUGGCGCCGCUCCUCAGCCGGCGAAACGUGGUCGUCCUUUUGGUAGCGGAAGUAGCAACGCCGCCGCUGCUGCGGCAGCAGCCGAUUCGGCGGCACCGUCCACCCUCCUGGGUCCAUCUCUCCAAGUCCAUAGCUCUUUCGCCGAUCAGAAUAACAAAAGGAUAGUUUUGGCUCUUCAAAGUGGAUUGAAGAAUGAGUUGACAUGGGCACUAAACACUCUUACAUUGCUAUCUUUCAAAGAAAAGGAUGACAUGCGCAGGGAUGCAACCCCUCUUGCUAAAAUACCUGGGUUGCUGGAUGCUCUUCUUCAAGUUAUAGAUGACUGGCGGGAUAUAGCUCUUCCAAAAGAACUUGCAAAGGCACCUAGGUUCAGAUUGUUGGGUGCAAAUUCUGUAGUUUCAGGAUUUGGGAACGAGUAUGAGGCAUUAUGCUCAAAUGAUGGUGCUCUCAAUUCUGGCACUGGAUCUAGUUCAUCCAAUACAGAGGUAUCAAACCAGAAGAGCAUGGCCAAGAACGGUCCAUUGGAAUGGUUUGAUGAAGAUGGCCUGUUUAAUCUGGAUGACGAGGGGCGUGCAGAAAAGCAACAGUGUGCUGUUGCUGCUUCAAAUAUAAUCCGGAAUUUCUCUUUCAUGCCUGAUAAUGAGGUGAUUAUGGCCCAACAUCGACAUUGCUUGGAAACAGUAUUUCAAUGCAUAGAAGAUCACAUCACAGAGGAUGAGGAACUUGUAACAAAUGCACUUGAGACAAUUGUGAAUUUAGCGCCAUUGCUGGACCUCCGAAUUUUCAGCUCCUCCAAGCCGUCCUAUAUCAAAAUAACUGAGAAAAGUGCAGUUCAAGCCAUCAUGGGGAUGCUGGGAUCCUCCAUCAAAGCCUGGCAUUGUGCUGCUGCUGAAUUGCUUGGCCGCUUGAUAAUAAAUCCUGAUAAUGAACCAUUCCUUCUUCCUUUUGCUCCUCAGAUAUAUAAGCGCUUAAUUGAUCUAGUAAGCUUACCAGCGGUAGAUGCACAAGCUGCAGCUGUUGGAGCUCUUUAUAAUCUUUCAGAAGUCAACAUGGACUGCAGGCUGAAGCUUGCGAGUGAGAGAUGGGCUGUUGAUAGGCUAUUGAAAGUGAUUAAGACGCCACACCCUGUCCCAGAAGUCUGCCGCAAAGCAGCAAUGAUACUGGAGAGCCUUGUUUCAGAACCACAGAACAGGGCCCAUCUCCUAGCUUAUGAGAAUGCCUUUGCAGAGAUUCUAUUCUCGGAUGGUAGAUAUUCUGACACCUUUGCCAGGAUACUAUAUGAGUUGACUUCACGGCCUAACAACAAAGUGGCCAUGGCCCGUGGUGCUUGGGGCAUGUAGUCAAAACCCAGCCUGGUCAGUGCCAUCUAGUAGCUUUUCUCAUUCUGGAGACACUCAGCUAAUAGUCAUGUCUUGAUAUUUGUUAUGGGUAGUGUGAACAUACUUAGAUCUUGGUUAGUCAGUUAAGCACUACCCAUGAUAAUUACCAUACGUUAUAAAAGGAGGUCCUCACCCUGAUAAAUUGCUAGUUGCCCAUUUUCACGAGUUUACACUUGUCAUAUUGUUACUCUAUGUUGUUGUAUAUAUAGAACUGUUUCUUCUGUCAGUUAUACCUGAUCAUAUCAGUUUGCAGGAGUGGGCAGUUCGAAGCCUAUAGAAGCAUUCUAUUCCUAUAAUGACUAUAGGCACAGGAAGUUUCAGUUAAGGUCCUGUCUAUUUUUCCGAGUUUGAAUUCUCAAAAUAAGAUCCAUUUUAAAGUUUA
Nelumbo nucifera (sacred lotus) is the source of this 1999-nucleotide messenger RNA. RefSeq names its product ARM repeat superfamily protein (gene LFR). Gene Ontology annotation, cellular component: SWI/SNF complex; nucleoplasm; brahma complex. Gene Ontology annotation, biological process: positive regulation of DNA-templated transcription; regulation of transcription by RNA polymerase II; chromatin remodeling. NCBI's taxonomy places the organism in Eukaryota, Viridiplantae, Streptophyta, Magnoliopsida, Proteales, Nelumbonaceae. Gene Ontology annotation, molecular function: nucleosome binding. The record is from RefSeq and is a predicted model, not a curated record.